This is a messenger RNA of Saccostrea echinata, 5577 nucleotides long. RefSeq lists its product as uncharacterized. The transcript has 14 exons. Lineage: Eukaryota; Metazoa; Mollusca; Bivalvia; Ostreida; Ostreidae. The coding region runs from base 1 to 3978 and encodes 1325 amino acids. The record is from RefSeq and is a predicted model, not a curated record.
AUGGACCCUAAUCAGUGGAGAAAUUUUAAUCUUCCAUAUGGACAGUCUCCUGGCAUUAGCCUGGGUUCAGGACUUGGACGACUGGAUAUGGGGCACCAGCAGGCAGCAGGGUUCAGUUCAGGAUUUACGCUACCACAAGGAUUAUCAAUCUCUUCUCACCCCAGUGCUCAAGAGAACCCUGCCUUAAGUGCUUUUGGACUGCCCAAAGUGUCACCUCAGGCGUCGUUUUCAGAGGCACCAUUGCUGAGGUCGCCUAUAGGGGAGCCUAUAGGUUGUAGUAUUCCAUCGCAUUAUCCACCUGAUGCCUUAAAAUCCAGCCAAGAUGCUGAAAGAGGACUGUUAAAUUUAAUGAACUCAAGCCAGCUCCCUUUAGAGCUGACAGGCCCACCCCCUGCUCACUCUGGAUCCACCAAUCAGUCUUUAUCUCGAAAUCCUUUGGCAGCUGAAAACUUCAUUCAACAUCAGCCUUUCUCUAUGAAACUUCAAAAUCAACCAGAACCUUUGAAGAUAUCUGUUCCUUCUUCAAAAGUUGGAUAUAGUGAAAUGAGAAGUCCUACCAGCUCCCUUUUGUAUGGCUUAUCAAGCCCAGGAUUGGAGGAACACUCUCAGCCACAAUCCUUGUAUGGUGCAUUUUCAUCAACACAAAAUUCUAAGCCUGAACAGUUCAGCACUACCCAUAGUAUGAACUAUGACCCGGUGAGUCCUGUCUCUGAUCAUGGACAACAAAGUGAUGAAUUUACACAUGUGGACUUUCACGAUCUUUCUCGUGUGGACCACUCUAGAAACUCUGUCAAAGUAAAUCAAAACACAGUUAUGAUGCAGCACAUGAAUGUUUCUAAGUCACUAGCAGAAGACCUUGGACCAGAUCAGAAUUCAUACAUGUCAAGCCAUCAGUUCAUGCAUGGAUCCCCUUCAAUACCUACUAACAAUGGUAACCCCAGUCCAAUUCAUCAGUCCCCCCACAAUCUUAGUCCUCAUGUUCCUUCAGCUCGGGAAAGUCCACAGCUACAGCAACCAACAUCCACCAUUAUAUCAUCACUCUCUGUGCAUUCAAUAGCAGACUCUACAUCAAAGAGUAAAAAAUCAAAGUUUCACAAGCGUAGGUCAAGGGAUGAAAAUCAUCAAAAUAUGGAUCUUGUAAACUCUGUGAAUGUGUCAACCAGUAAUCCAGCAUACACUGUUCCAGGGAAUUACCCCUCCUACAGUGCACCAAGGAACCAUACAGACAGCCCUCAGAAUCUUAAUUCAUUCAGUCCUCAGUCUUAUAGCCCUCACAUGCAGCAACAACAUCAACAGAUGCAAGGAAGCCAUCCUCAGAAUAUUCAAAAUGGCAGACACUCGAACUCUUCAUUGGGGAGUAACAACUCCCCUGUAAUGAAUGAAUACACCUCACUGUCACAGACUAUAAUUGGAACACAAAGUGCAUCCUCUCACACAGUGUCUCAUUCCAUGGAGAGCCCCUUGAUUAAUCAUAGUAUGAACACAAGCAUGAUAUCGCAACACACACUUCACUCUGGUGGCAUGCCCUCCUCCAUGGCUUCAGGUCUUACUUCUUCAAACUCCAUGCGGAUCUCAUCCAUGCAGAGACCAUCAGUGGUUGAACACCAGUCCACUUUAAAUUACAAUUCUGGGAAUUCAGUGAAAUCAACUCUUAGUGAUCCCCUUGGAAUGCAGGCUUUAGGACUUGUUGGGGACAGUGAGUAUCAAGUGUCAUCUGCUGAAAGCAGUAUGUAUGGCAAUAUGGACAGUUACGGCAAUAGAUUUGACGUAAACGGUGAAUGUCUUGGAUAUCAGGUGAGUCAGAGGAGAACUUCCACCAUUGAUGAGGAUGCUUUAUCAAGCUUGAUAGGAGGACAUCCUGCUCCUAGUCACUACCCUACAACAACACUGCCUCCAGCUCAGGAUCAGCCUACUGGAUCUGAGGGCUGGAACUGCUCUCAGGACAGCAUGAUUUCCCCACCUAAGACAGUGGCAACCAAACCUGAGCAGGAUGAUGAGUUUGCUCACCUUCAAAAGCCUCCCAGCAGUUCUGUGGUAAGCAAAGAGACCAAGCACAGUAAUAGCCUCUUUCAGAACCAUUCGCUCAAUAGUAAACCUGUUCCUUCUCUUGUGCAAAAACCGGAAAUUAAGAAAAACCCUAAUUCAGGAUUUCUUAAUUCAUUUCUGAGCUUCAUUCAAGGAAAGAAGCCAGAAACAUUAUCAAGUGUAAAUACCUCAGUUGUGAAACGACCAGAACUGCCAAAAUAUAUUCCAGAACCUCCAAGACCGAAACCAGUGCAAAAAUCAGAGAGAAAAUUCAGCAGUGAUAGUACAUCUCCAAAACCUGACACAUAUCCAAGUUCUCUGUAUUCUCCCUCCACUUCUCAGGCAUCCACAUUCUCAGAGGAGGAGGAAUUAGGAACCGCAAAUGUCAGCAACAAGGUUCAGGGUAUUGUGCAGCAAAUUAAAGAGGAUGGUAAGCCAAGUCUGAAAAUGAAAAUUAGUCUUGGCAGGGGACAGAGUGGUCAGAGUGUCAAACACACGGUAGACCACCCAAAAGUGACUAAACGCAGAAAUUCAAAAGCUACAAAAAAGAAACGUAGAGAUGAUUCGGAUGAUGCAUAUGUGAUGUCAUCAGGAGAUGAGGUUGACUUUGAUGAUUUUUCAAGUAAAAGUUCAUUUAUAGAAAAGCCCCCAUCACCAUCAGUUCCUAAGAGGCAGCUCUCUUCUCGAAAGGCCAAGGAAAGGGCACAGCAGAAGAAGAAAUAUGUAGAAUCCGAUAGUGAUGAUGAGGUUUUGGGUCCCAUCGCUCCCUUCAGCAGGAAAACCCCUAGUGAUGAGGAAGCCUAUGAUUCUGACCGUGAUCCAGACUGGGCCCCGUUUGAAGUUGAAACCAAAAAGGAACCUAAAGCAAAAGCACCAAGAGGAAGAAGGCGACGCAAUUCCAACAGAGCAUCAUUAGAAGUUGAAAACGAAAAUACUGAUCUCAGCAAAAAGAAGGCCAAAGUGUUCACUCCUGUUGAUAAAACACCAGCUGUACCACUUGCUAAGCCAGAACCAAGACCUCCAGAAUCUGUGUUCCCCCUACCAGUAUUCAGGAUAGGUGAUUUUGUGAUGGCCAAAAAUGACUUGAACAAUUUUGAGCGUUUUCCAAUCUGGAGGAUAGAUCCCGGUAAAAUGAUGAAGAAGUAUGAGCUAUUUACUGAUAAAGGGAAGAUACUUCACAUGGCCACCUGUACAUACUCCAGUUAUUUGCCAAAAAUGGAUUUAGAGUACAUCCCAAUAAAAGUAACCACCAUUAAAAAUGAACGAGAUGGUCAUGUAGUAGAGGUGUGUGAAGCAGAUCGUCCGAAACCUAAACUUGACUCUAGAUUAGAAAAUGAGUAUGAAGAAGAUCCACUGGCAGACAUGUUUAAUGUUUAUCUGCAGAUUUUCCUCAGUCGUGCCUUAGAGCCUGGAUUUCUUACUGCAAUACUGGACUCCAAAGAGGAGUUUUACCUAGGACCUCUUAACAGCAUUGACGACUUGAUUGACAAGAAGUUGAUUGAAAUUGACGCCAAAGUGCAGUGGAAACUUAAGUUUAAGAGUGCCCUACAAUCCAAACCACACAUUAGGGAACUAGAUCGGCUAAACCUGAAGGUAGCCUGCCAAGCAUGUCGAUUUACCAAUGAGCCUGCUAUAAAAUCUGUCCACCUGUUUGGUCAAUCCUAUGAUCACACAACACUAGCAGAAAAUAAAGCCACUGUAGAGGAUGGCAGUGUGGAGUUUCUGAUUGGAAAAACAGCCUCCACGUAUGCCAUACCUUUUCACAGUCUGUACCAUUUUAAGUACAACUUAUCCAAGCGAUGCCAGGCCAAGGUAGAUAUAUUAAGACAAGGAAACAGCAAGCUAGGCAAUGCUGAAAUUCUUGACAAAUGUCUCAACAACAGAACUUGGGUGCUAAAGAUUUUUGAUGAUCUGAAAAAUCUGCUGGAAAAGGACAACUAUAUUCAGCAGUAAUACACAGGCCUAUAGAGACUAAAGGAAGAUGGUUCAUAGGGUCAAUCUAGUCACAGCUCAAUGCAAUUAUAAGGGGACCAGCUGAUGAACUCAAUCUCCAGCAUACCAAGUUCAGAGCCAUAGAAAGCACAAGCUUUUCUAUAAAAAAAUAUUUUAUGGUUGUAGUUUGUUUGUUUCUCUGUUAGUUGAUUAUUUAUUAUGUAUAUAUUACAGGUACAGUGAAGUUAAUUUAAUCAUCUAUAGUGCCAUAUGUAUUUUCAAAGAGUAGUUGCUAGUAUUCAAAUAAUAUUCAACUUAUAGUGCAAUAGAGAGAAUAUUACGCUCACCUUCUAUAUUGGCUGGAGUAAGCUUUUCAGAUUAAGACGCAUUCUUACCUGUCUUGCAUACACUUUAGAAAGUUUUAUACUAUUAAAACUCCCUUCAACAUAUUCAUGGUAUUCAUCUGUAUUUCCAUUGUAAAUUGUAUAGUUUUUUUAGCACUAUUUGGAGUGAUAAGACACAACUUGGCUGCUAUGAAAUCUGGUUAGCAUGACCUUGCUCUUGUGGCUGUAACCAAGUGAUGCUUCUGUUUUUUACAGCAAUAGCUGAUGUACCCAUUGGGGGGGUCUAAGCUUUGGCUACCUUUUUUUAAAGAGGUAGUUUGUUGAUUGUCACCAAACUUGGCAUAAAUUUCCUACUGUAUACUAAGUUGCAAAUGCCCUAGUGAUUGGAUGGUAUUUGCUGUUUAAUAAAUUAAAUAGGCAGAAUUGAGAGAUGAAUUUGCUCCACCCACUUUUGAAGUCAAAAUAAUCUCAAAAAUUCAUUGUAAGAAUUAUAGCAAUUAAAGAAUUCUUGCACAGUUGAUGUACAUGUAAAUCAAUCUCUUCUCUGCAUGAUUUACUGCACAUUUAAUUUAUUUAUUUGCAAUCUUACUUAGCAGAGUCUUGUGAGCUAUUGUCCUCUUGUUAGCAGAUAAGAGCUUUAAAAUAAAUAAAGAAUUCAUGUACAAAUUUAUCAGCUUUAAAAUAAAUGAAGAAUUCCUAUACAUGUUUAUCAGUGAUUAGAAAUAAUGCUCUGAAAAAGAGAACAGAUAUUUUCUUUCUUUCUUUUUUUUUUAAUUAAAAUACACAUCUGUUAAUUAUGUUGCAUUUAGAUGUAAUGCUAAAGAUCAUAAAAAAUUUGAGACACCUUAUUUUAGCAAUAUUGUUAUUUGGGUUUUUGUAAGCAAGAAUAAAUGUUCACAAAUUUUGGUUAAUGGUGAAUAUAAUGUUUAAUAAAACAAAUAUAUACCGGUAUGCGAAAAUAAAGAGCAGACUUCUCACAUAAUUAUGUGAAAAUAAAGUUCUUGUGAAUAUUAAGUGAUUUACAGCAGCUAAAUGUAGGACAUAAAUACAUGUAUAACUUCUGCAAACAAAGUUUGAGGGUAUAUAUACCAUCAAUAUCUACUUAUCUACCUAUCCAUCUCUUUGUUUGAAUAAUUUCAUCAGAUCUGCAUGUGUGAGAAAGAUGGGGGAGAAAUUAUUCCCCCACAGGAGCUGUUUUCCCUUGAUUUUCUCUUUAGAAAUCACUCAUACUCUUUAAGAAAAUUUACCCAAGGUUUCUGUGGUGAAAAAGGGGGGG